AUGGCGAUUACAUAUGGUAAUAUUGCAUGGAUUCAUUAUUCGAAUGGUGAUUACGAGAGGGCUGAAGUUGACAUAAGAAAAGUUCUCGAGUUGCAAGAAUAUUGUCAAGAUUCUACCAAUGAACUAUUUAUUACAAGUCGAAAUAAUCUUGGUACCAUCUUUCAGGAACAAGGAAAACUUGAUGAAGCCCUCGAACAAUAUCAAAAAGCACUAAUAUUAUGUCAAUGUGUUUUCAAGACGGAAAAUCACCCAACACGUGCUGUAACUGAAGGAAAUCUUGGUAAAAUUUAUGAUUCAUUAGUCAGAACACGUGAGGCCAUCGAUUGUUUUGAACGGUCCCUCGCUAUUUACGAGCGUUGUCUUCCGUCUGGACAUUAUUCAUUGGUCAGUAGUCAUGCGAAUUUAGGACAGAUGUAUAUUGAGAUUGGUGAUUAUGAAAGAGCUCUGAACCAUCUUGAAAGUGCUUUGACCAUAGAAAAACAAGCUGAUCACGGUACUCAGAAAAAUCCAAUGUUACUUGCAAACACACUCGAUGGAUUCAGCUUAGUAUACCUGCGACAGAAUAAACUCACUCAGGCACUCGGCUAUUGUAAUCAAGCAUUGAAAACUUUGCCAAAAGAUCAUUCUGACAGAGCUUUUACUUAUAGACAACUGGGUGCCAUUUACAGACCAAUGGGCAUUUAACCACUUGCAAAACGAGCAUACCACGAAGCAAUUGCUGUCAAUCCAAAUAAUGAAAUUACACUGGCAGAAAAUCUUCACUCGCUUGGUUUAGUUCAAUCUGAUGAAGGAAAGCACGAAGAAGCCAUGAUUUCAUAUAAUCGUGCUCUAGAAAUUCGAAAACGAUUGUUCCCACCUACCCAUCCUGCUAUUGGUAAACUCUACAAUGAAAUGGGUGGUAUAUACCUUUCAAUCGGACCUUUAGAAGAGGCCCUAGAAUAUUUUCAAAAGACAAAAGCUAUUGAAGAAGAGUCCUUGCCAGAAAAUCAUAUAGAACGAGCACGUACUUUAAAUAAUAUCGGUGUCACACUAUUCAAGUUAGAUAGACCUGAAGAAGCACUCCCAUUUGUGGAUAAAGCAGUUGCAAUUGCUUGCAAUCUGCUACCUGAUACUGAGGGUGUGGGUGUGGGUGUGGGUGUGGGUGUGGGUGUGGGUGUGGGUGUGGGUGUGGGCUA
Rotaria sordida is the source of this 1175-nucleotide messenger RNA. The record is from the annotation of a GenBank genome assembly. Lineage: Eukaryota; Metazoa; Rotifera; Eurotatoria; Philodinida; Philodinidae.